AUGUCUGGUUGGUUUUCCUUCCCGACAAUGUGCUACCUUGGGUCCAAUAAAAACACCCCAGUUUAUAUUCCGCGUCUUGGAUGCCACGAGUAUAAAGAAGGAAAAUUUUUCUUUCUUUUCCCUCUUACUUUUUCUCACACUUAUUACAACUUCCCACACAACCAAGACAUGUCUUCUAAACUACUUUUCAAUUCUCUUGGGUUGGGUACUGUUGGUACUGCAUUGUUUUUUUGGGGUAAAUCAUCAGCAACUCCUCAAGAACCAGUUUCAAACUCAAAUUUACCAGUUCAAUACAGUAAACCAUCCAAUGGUGUAUUUGAUCCAUCCAUUGUUAAUCCACAAGGUUUCUUCAAAUUUGGAUUCCCGGGUCCAAUUCAUGAUUUAGGUAAUAGAAGUGAAUUUGUCAGUUGUUAUGAUAGAGCUACUAGAAAUCCAACCUGGGUUGUUGAACACAUAACCAAAGAAUCUAUUGCUAAAGAAAAUCAAAAUGGUGAUAGAAAGAGAUCAGUUUUCAAGGAAGAUGAAGCUAUUCCAGUUAAAUUUAGAAACAAAUUGCGUGAUUAUUUCCGUAGUGGUUAUGAUCGUGGUCAUCAAGCACCUGCUGCUGAUGCCAAAUUCAACCAAUUGGCUAUGGAUGAAACUUUCUUUUUAACUAAUAUGUGUCCACAAGUUGGGGAUGGAUUUAACCGUGAUUAUUGGAGUCAUUUUGAAGAUUUUGCAAGAAGAUUAACAAACAAGUAUGAUGAUGUUAGAAUCAUGACCGGUCCUUUGUACUUGCCUAAAAAGGGAGAAGAUGGGAAAUACAGAGUUACCUACGAAGUUAUUGGAUCACCUCCAAAUAUUGCUGUCCCAACCCAUUUCUUUAAAUUAAUUGUUGGUGAAACCAAAGGAUCGGAUAAAAUCAGCUGUGCUGCCUUUGUUAUGCCAAAUGAUGUUAUAGAUAACAAUACACCAUUAACUAGUUUCCAAAUACCUAUUGAUGCUUUAGAAAGAUCCAGUGGUUUAGAUUUGUUGCAUAAAGUUCCUUACUAUAAUAAAAAUGAUUUGUGUAAAGAAGUCAAAUGUGAAAUUAUCGUUAGAGAAUUCCCAAAACAAGUAAAUAAUGUAUUAGCUUUACCAGGUAAAUAG
Candida tropicalis MYA-3404 is the source of this 1128-nucleotide messenger RNA. Its product is annotated as ribonuclease. Gene Ontology annotation, cellular component: nucleus; mitochondrial inner membrane. Gene Ontology annotation, molecular function: nucleic acid binding; metal ion binding; single-stranded DNA endonuclease activity. The coding region runs from base 1 to 1128 and encodes 375 amino acids. Gene Ontology annotation, biological process: apoptotic DNA fragmentation. The record is from RefSeq and is a predicted model, not a curated record. NCBI's taxonomy places the organism in Eukaryota, Fungi, Ascomycota, Pichiomycetes, Serinales, Debaryomycetaceae. The transcript has a single exon.